GCGAAAGGGAGUUCACACAAGUAGAGAAUCUCCCGUAGGUACACACACUCAGAGAACAUCUGCGCAGAGUUAAGGAUUCUAUUGCCUAAUGUUGGAUUGUUGCCAUUGAUGCGCUAACUAAUCAACAUUACAAGUUAUACAAUAAAUUAUACUCUGAAAGAACUAAGUGAUUCUCGAGGAGGGGGGUCAGUCUGUGUGAAUUUAGGAGCGGACCCGACGUUUUCCCAGAGAAGAUAACGAUGUCUGGCUCGUAUUGCAAAAGUUUAUACUCCUUCAGCGGGGACCAACAUCAGCAGGGUUUGACUUUCGAAGUGGGAGAAAUCAUAAGGAUAGUUCAUCCGUUGCCUGGCGGCUGGUGGGAAGGAGAGCUGGAUGGAGUCAGGGGAUGGUUCCCGUCGAGUUAUGUUCAAGUCUUAGAGAAAACUGCGUCUAUGACCUCACUGCCGGUUGAGGACGUCGGAGAGCCUCUCCCUCAACACUGGAAGUGCUACAUGUCACCACAAGGCCGGCGUUACUAUGUCAACACCUCCAGCAAUGAGACAACAUGGGAGAGACCUUGCAGGGUACCUGGGACACCCAACACCCCUCUGAAACACAAGAACUCACUACCUACAGUGAAUGGGUUUCGCUCCAGUGGCAGUCUGUUGCAUCAGAAUGAACAUUCCCAUAUCAGUCUGGUCAAAAAGCCUAGUUUAGAACCACAGAGUCCAUGUCCUCCAUCACCCACCAAGUGGCAGAGCAAAGAGACUACCAUCACAAUUAACUGUGUAACGUUCCCCCUCCCUAUGAGUACACCUGAACAGCAGCUGUUGAAGCCAGAUGAGUGGAGCUACUGUGAUUACUUCUGGAUGGAUAAGAAGGACCCUCAGGGGACAAGCAGUAUCUCAGGGUUUGAGGUCUUACUGCAGAAACAGCUGAAGGGGAAGCAAAUGCAGAAAGAGAUGGCUGAAUUUAUAGGAGAAAGGAUAAAGAUUGAAGAGGAAUAUGCCAAGAACCUCGCCAAGCUGUCACAGAUUCCCCUCGCGGGACAGGAAGAAGGUACUCUUGGGGAGGCCUGGGCUCAGCUAAAGAAGAGUCUGGCUGACGAGGCCGAGGUUCACCUCAAGUUCUCCUCUAAGCUCCAGAGUGAGGUGGAGAAGCCUCUGUUGACGUUCAGAGAUAACUUUAAGAAGGACAUGAAGAGGUUCAAUCAUCACAUCUCAGAACUACGGAAACAGCUGGUUGGACGACACUCAGCUGUGGAGAAGGCCCGUAAGGCUCUAGCGGACAGACAGAAGGACUUGGAGGUGAAAACCCAGCAGUUGGAGAUCAAACUAAGCAACAAGAUCGAGGAAGACAUCAAGAAGGCUCAGCGAAAAUCCACACAAGCAGGAGACGACCUGAUGCGCUGUGUCGACCUUUACAACCAGUCGCAGUCCAAAUGGUUUGAGGAGAUGGUGACCACAAGCCUGGAGCUGGAGAGGCUGGAGGUAGAGAGGGUGGAGAUGAUACGACAGCAUCUGUGUCAGUACACCACCUUACGGCACGAGACGGACAUGUUUAACCAGAGUACGAUGGAGCCAGUGGACCAGCUGUUACAGAGUGUGGACCCAGCUAGAGACAGAGAGCUCUGGGUCCAGGAGCAGAAGACAGGAGACAUCAGGCCUGUGGACAUUGAGAUAUAACACACCUGGUUCCCAGGGGUCACAGACAUGUGGAUCCACAAGCCUGGAUCUUUACGGGGGCUUCAAUGCCAACUUUGAGAUAUUAUGGACAUCCUGAGAAAUCGGGAUGACUCGCUCCACAGACACCUGUCUGCUCUUGAGAGAGCGAGCACCACCACCAGACAGUGUUCAUUAUGACCUAGAGGAUUCUAUAUGGUAGACAGACAGUGUUCAUUAUGACCUAGAGGAUUCUAUAUGGUAGACAGACAGUGUUCAUUAUGACCUAGAGGAUUCUAUUUGGUAGACAGACAGUGUUCAUUAUGACCUAGAGGAUUCUGUAUGGUAGACAGACAGUGUUCAUUAUGACCUAGAGGAUUCUAUAUGGUAGACAGACAGUGUUCAUUAUGACCUAGAGGAUUCUAUAUGGUAGACAGACAGUGUUCAUUAUGACCUAGAGGAUUCUAUAUGGUAGACAGACAGUGUUCAUUAUGACCUAGAGGAUUCUAUAUGGUUGACAGACAGUGUUCAUUAUGACCUAGAGGAUUCUAUAUGGUAGACAGACAGUGUUCAUUAUGACCUAGAGGAUUCUAUAUGGUAGACAGACAGUGUUCAUUAUGACCUAGAGGAUUCUAUAUGGUAGACAGACAGUGUUCAUUAUGACCUAGAGGAUUCUAUAUGGUAGACAGACAGUGUUCAUUAUGACCUAGAGGAUUCUGUAUGGUAGACAGACAGUGUUCAUUAUGACCUAGAGGAUUCUAUUUGGUAGACAGACAGUGUUCAUUAUGACCUAGAGGAUUCUGUAUGGUAGACAGACAGUGUUCAUUAUGACCUAGAGGAUUCUAUAUGGUAGACAGACAGUGUUCAUUAGACCUAGAGGAUUCUAUAUGGUAGACAGACAGUGUUCAUUAUGACCUAGAGGAUUCUAUAUGGUAGACAGACAGUGUUCAUUAGACCUAGAGGAUUCUAUAUGGUAGACAGACAGUGUUCAUUAUGACCUAGAGGGUUCUAUAUGGUAGACAGACAGUGUUCAUUAUGACCUAGAGGAUUCUAUAUGGUAGACAGACAGUGUUCAUUAUGACCUAGAGGAUUCUAUAUGGUAGACAGACAGUGUUCAUUAGACCUAGAGGAUUCUAUAUGGUAGACAGUCUGUUCAUUAUGACCUAGAGGAUUCUAUAUGGUAAACAGACUGUUCAUUAUGACCUAGAGGAUUCUAUAUGGUAGACAGACAGUGUUCAUUAUGACCUAGAGGAUUCUAUAUGGUAGACAGACAGUGUUCAUUAUGACCUAGAGGAUUCUAUAUGGUAGACAGACAGUGUUCAUUAUGACCUAGAGGAUUCUAUAUGGUAGACAGACAGUGUUCAUUAUGACCUAGAGGAUUCUAUAUGGUAGACAGACAGUGUUCAUUAUGACCUAGAGGAUUCUAUAUGGUAGACAGACAGUGUUCAUUAUGACCUAGAGGAUUCUAUAUGGUAGACAGACAGUGUUCAUUAGACCUAGAGGAUUCUAUAUGGUAGACAGACAGUGUUCAUUAUGACCUAGAGGAUUCUAUAUGGUAGACAGACAGUGUUCAUUAUGACCUAGAGGGUUCUAUAUGGUAGACAGACAGUGUUCAUUUUGACCUAGAGGGUUCUAUAUGGUAGACAGACAGUGUUCAUUAUGACCUAGAGGAUUCUAUAUGGUAGACAGACAGUGUUCAUUAAACCUAGAGGAUUCUAUUUGGUAGACAGACAGUGUUCAUUAGACCUAGAGGAUUCUAUAUGGUAGACAGACAGUGUUUUUUAGACCUAGAGGAUUCUAUAUGGUAGACAGACUGUUCAUUAUGACCUAGAGGAUUCUAUAUGGUAGACAGACAGUGUUCAUUAUGACCUAGAGGAUUCUAUAUGGUAGACAGACAGUGUUCAUUAUGACCUAGAGGGUUCUAUAUGGUAGACAGACAGUGUUCAUUAUGACCUAGAGGAUUCUAUAUGGUAGACAGACAGUGUUCAUUAUGACCUAGAGGAUUCUAUAUGGUAGACAGACAGUGUUCAUUAGUUGGGGAACACUGAGGUGAGAAGAAUGUUUUACCAACAUAACAAACGGCAUGCAUGUUUUCACCUGUAUGGACUGUAUGGGCUACAGUACAAGCCCCUGUCUCUGAGGCUGCAUGUGUUUUUUUCCUCUUCCGCAAAAUAAUUGGGUCAUCACUAUUUACUACAGCCACAAAGUCAGAAGGCCCGCCUACUCGACCAAUCAGAUGAGGGAGUGUGAUGACAUGUAUGCUGACCGGCUUGCAUUUCUUUUAUAUAUUGAUUAGUCAAUAACCAACUGUUCUAUGUGCUAAGUGUUAAUCUGGUGUCUUAUUCAACCGUUCUAAAUACAAAGUGUUAAUCUGGUGUCUUAUUCAACCGUUCUAAAUACAAAGUGUUAAUCUGGUGUCUUAUUCAACCGUUCUAAAUGCAAAGUGUUAAUCUGGUGUCUUAUUCAACCGUUCUAAAUACAAAGUGUUAAUCUGGUGUUUUAUUCAACCGUUCUAAAUACAAAGUGUUAAUCUGGUGUCUUAUUCAACCGUUCUAAAUACAAAGUGUUAAUCUGGUGUUUUAUUCAACCGUUCUAAAUGCAAAGUGUUAAUCGGAUGUCUUAUUCAAACUCAGCUUGCAAGCUAAUCAUGAUUUUUUCCCCCCUUACUCAUAGUUACAUGUUUUAAAAAGUGGUUUACUCCAAUAUCUGCGUUGUUUUUAAAAUGGCAUGUAGAUAAAUAAAGUGCCACAUCUUGAA
Salmo salar (Atlantic salmon) is the source of this 4397-nucleotide messenger RNA. RefSeq names its product growth arrest-specific protein 7. Gene Ontology annotation, cellular component: cytoplasm; plasma membrane; clathrin-coated vesicle. Gene Ontology annotation, biological process: clathrin coat assembly; clathrin-dependent endocytosis; neuron projection morphogenesis. NCBI's taxonomy places the organism in Eukaryota, Metazoa, Chordata, Actinopteri, Salmoniformes, Salmonidae. The record is from RefSeq and is a predicted model, not a curated record. Gene Ontology annotation, molecular function: protein binding.